This is a messenger RNA of Juglans regia (Persian walnut), 862 nucleotides long. Its product is annotated as very-long-chain (3R)-3-hydroxyacyl-CoA dehydratase 2. The record is from RefSeq and is a predicted model, not a curated record. Gene Ontology annotation, molecular function: 3-hydroxyacyl-CoA dehydratase activity. Bases 33 to 689 code for a protein of 218 amino acids. The transcript has 9 exons. Gene Ontology annotation, biological process: sphingolipid biosynthetic process; fatty acid elongation; very long-chain fatty acid biosynthetic process. Lineage: Eukaryota; Viridiplantae; Streptophyta; Magnoliopsida; Fagales; Juglandaceae. Gene Ontology annotation, cellular component: endoplasmic reticulum membrane.
UGAAGCAAAGUAACGCCUGCAGAUUCUCCACAAUGCCUCAACUGUCUAAGCUCUAUCUUGUCACUUACAAUUCUCUCCAGGCUCUCGGAUGGGCAUUUGCGCUCUCUAGAAUCUUGAGCAGCUUUGUGACCACCAAGUCCGUGAAUGGAGCUUACAGUGCCGCUGGAGAGCUAAUCUGUUUCCUGCAAAAGGUUGCAUUCUUGGAAGUUGUGCAUGGGGCCAUUGGUCUUGUGCCAAGUGGAGUUGUGCAUCCUCUACUGCAAUGGGGAGGAAGGAUACAUUUUUUGUUGGCGGUUGUCCGUCUAAUCGAUGAGGUCCAAGAGUUGCCAUCAGUUUUCAUCACUUUUUUUGUUUGGAGUCUAACUGAAGUAAUUAGAUAUCUACAUUACGCUUUGAACUGUAUACAAAGUUGUCCAUCUUGGAUUACCUAUCUCAGGUACACUGCAUUCAUUGUGCUGUAUCCUAUAGGAAUAGCUCCUGGUGAAAUGUGGCUCAUGUACCAAGCACUCCCAUUUGUGAAGAAGAAGCAUCUCCAUGAAGAUUUAUUUGAUGGCCUUCCCUUCAGCUAUUAUAAUUUUCUCAGGGUUCUUCUUCUGUGCUACCCUUUCCUAUGGUUAAAACUUUACCUGCAUAUGUUUAAGCAACGGCGGUCAAAACUGGGAAAACGCCAUGAGAAGAAGGAAAUGUGAAGGUUGGAGCUCUUUAGGAUGCAGUUUCUAGUUCGUUGUCAAUUAUUGGUACCUCUUGAACUUGAAAGCUAAUGUGUUAUGUGCCGUGAACAUGGGCUUCAUAAAUAUUCUUGCAAUGUUUUUGUUCUUUGAUUCCCUACUCGCUAAUAUUGAAGUCAGACCAUAUUUACAUG